This is a messenger RNA of Oppia nitens, 972 nucleotides long. RefSeq names its product distal membrane-arm assembly complex protein 2-like. Lineage: Eukaryota; Metazoa; Arthropoda; Arachnida; Sarcoptiformes; Oppiidae. The transcript has 4 exons. Gene Ontology annotation, molecular function: protein binding. The record is from RefSeq and is a predicted model, not a curated record. Bases 1 to 930 code for a protein of 309 amino acids.
AUGUUUAGACAUUCAAUUAAUUCAUUUAUUUAUAGAUCACUUUUAACACCUAAUUGUUGUUAUUUUAGUUCACAAAUCGCCAAAACAAAUGUUAAUUUAGUUAAAAGUGAUUUUAAACAACAACAACAACAAGAAUUAUCAGUGAAGACAGAGACCAAUGAGUUGACCACAACUCAAGAAACCAAUGUUUUGUCUGAAGAAGACAAACGGGCGCUCGCGAUGGUUAUCAAAAGUCCGGUAGAUUUGGACACAUAUUGGGAAAUGGCUUUAAAAGAGAAGAAGUUUGUUAAGAAACAGACGAUUCUCGACAAAAAGGGUGGUAUUUCUACCGAUUUAUUGAAAUUUCUUCACCACAAAUAUGAUAUAUCGAUUCCCGGUAUUAAACGAAGACUUCGUUAUUAUAUUGAGUUCAGAGAGAUAUAUAAUCAAAGAUAUAUUAAUAGAAGACAUACUAUUAUUGGUCCCGAAUUAGCGACGGCACACCUUGUGGUAUACCGAGGAGGAAGAGUUCAAUUCAGACACGCACCCAAUGUUUGGUACACUAAAUGCAAACAAUUUCCAAACAUUUAUGACGAAAGAUAUCGAUUGACAGUUGUGGACGCCUCGAAUAUAAAGUUAAGAUACGAAGCGUUGGAUAACUUUAUUUUACUAAAUUCACUACAAGAACUAAAUCUAUCGAAAAACAAACAUUUGGAUGACUUUGCGUGCGAUAAAAUUGCGCGACUCUUCAGAAAUUCAAAGAAUUUAACAACUCUUGACUUAUCUGACAACCCAUUGAUAACAAGUCGUGGUAUCGAAACAUUGCAUAGAAUUAGAUCAUUAAAAAAGUUGAUAAUAUCGAGAACUAAAGCUGCAAACUAUCCAUUCAUUGAUUUAUUGAUUAUUUUAUUCACUGAUGUGAAUCCAAAUUGUGAAAUAAUUAUUAAAUGAUUUUUAAUAAAAAUAUACUUUAACUAAAUUAAAAUUACAAAU